AAAGCGGAGGAAGAGGCGUUUGGGCUAAAGAUCACCGAAGGCAUCCCCUCCUCACGCCUUCCACCCCCCCCGACCCGGAAGGCUGUGAGAGGGAAGACCACCCCCGCCGCCUCCUAGAAGGGUUGACCUUCCCUCCCUUUGCUGGGGGGGGGCAUCGCUGGGUGUCACGCACGGGUGGGUGGGUGACAGCUCAGCACCCUUUGCUAAGCCCGGCAAUAUUUCCACCUGCCUUCGCCGCUGCGCUGCCUGGCGCCGGCCCCCGCGGGACCGAUUCUUCCCAGCCAAACCGGGAAGCGGUCCUGCCGCGACGGCCCGGCAUCCCGCACCCCGGCGCGGAGCUGCCUCCAGGAGGUUUUUCAGACUGUAUUGACUCACUUAUCGAGAGAGCUUGCUCUCUGUUUCAGUGAUGAAUGAGGUUCAGAAGAGUUAAAAGUAGAAGUCGUAACUCUCUGGAGUUUGGAAGACUACCUCUGCAUCUGCUUUCCACCUGGCAAGAUUUGCAUAUGAUUUAUGGGAUGGUGGCAUACUUGUAAAGAACUGUGGAGAACGGUAAGAGGGAGAGAGCAGCUCUACAGUUUGAUGUCAUUUUGGAAUAUUGCUGGAAGUGCAGUAGCCCCCUGCUUCCGGCCUCUUUAGAUCACGGGAAGUUUCUGACUGUAAAUCUCAGGGAGGUGUCUUACAGCGGCUUUUAGAACAAGCAAGAACAGUUUGGUUUCAUUUUUCUGGAGAAGAAGUGAGAAGUUACUCAAGAAAAUUACUAUGAUGAUAUUUUUUUUCAUGUUUAUCAUUGAAGCUGCCACUGAGAAGCUGUGUCCCCUUCGUGCCUCCAUUGAUGUGCUAGAAGGGGAAUAUUUUUUCCUUUGUUAUCUUGAGUCAAGGCAAGAACAUUUUCAGGAAGAAGCAUACACGAUAAGCUGGUACAAAGGAAAUGCUGGAAAGCAGCAACUGAUAAAGGAAACACAUGGAAUUGUUUCCCAAAUGAAUUCUCUGGAGUUUUGGCCAGCUAAGCUCAGUGACUCUGGGAAUUACUCUGUCACUCACAGCAAUGGAAAACAAAAUUUCACAAUUCAAAAGUGGACCUUGAAUGUGCUUGAAAGAAAUAAAAGCAGCUGUUUCAACAAAAAUCAUUUAACUACAGAAAUUAAAAAUGCUGGAACUGGUCAUUCACUGAAAUGCAGUGAUUUGUCUGUCAAUGAAAAUGACAGCAUAACAUGGUACAAGGACUGUAAGAACUUUGAAAAUGAAACAGAACGGGAACUGGAUUUUAAAACCUUAACAGUCCAGCACUCUGGGAUAUAUACCUGUAAAAUUUUAAUCAAUCAUGAAGGAAAGACAUAUCACAGCACAAAUACAAUUAAACUGGUAGUAGAAGAAGAUGCACCAGAGGCUGUAACUUUGGAGAUAGUUGGACAAGAUGAAGAAAUUGAAACGGAAAUAGGUAAAGAAGAGAUACUCAAUUGCACAGGUUUCUUGGGUUAUUAUAUGCGAGAAGAUGCCAGCCUCUACUGGUUAAUUAAUCAAACGUUUCCAGAAAAAUGUGCAGGUCUCCCCGAGAAUGGACCUUCAAUAUGUGAAGAAGAGUUCAAAAAAUUACAGUUGGGAAACAAGUUCUAUGUCACAAGGCUACUACGGAUUAAAAAAGUAACAGAGGAGGACAUGCAUCAUAAUUUCACCUGCAUGUUGCAAACUGAUGAAAGAACACAAAUAAAAAUAGUGAAAUUGAAGAAAGGGAACACCCAAGAUCUGCCUGUCCACAUAUUUACAACUGGAAUGGUCCUUGCUGUACUAUUUCCAUGUGUUGCUGUAGCUGUGGUGAUUGUCUCUGUGAUGUUUAGAGUUGACUUAGUUCUAUUUUACAGGAACGUAUGCAGAAGAGAUGACACUGUUGGAGAUGGAAAAGAAUAUGAUGCCUUUGUGUCUUACCUGAAAGAUUGUGUUUCUCCUACUGAAGAAGAGAGAGAAUUUGCUUUGAAUAUAUUACCCAUGAUAUUAGAAGAAAACUUUGGCUACAAGUUAUGUAUAUUUGAGAGGGAUGUAUCCCCUGGAGGAGCGGUUGUUGAUGAUAUUCAUUCAUUCAUUGACAAAAGUCGACGAUUAAUCAUUAUACUGAGCCAGAACUACAUUUCUGACAGAGCCGUAUACGAACUUGAGAGUGGACUACAUAAAGCCCUAGUUGAAAGGAAAACUAAAAUCAUAUUGAUUGAAUAUAUGCCUAUAAGUAACUACAAUUUCUUGCCAGAAUCACUGUCUCUUUUACCAUCAAAGAGGGUUGUGAAGUGGAAAAAGGAUAAAUCUCUUCCUGUGAAUUCCAGAUUUUGGAAGAACCUUCGGUACCUGAUGCCAGCAAAACCUACCAAGAUAAACACCAAAGGACACUAUAAUAAUCUUGACCUAGGCUUAGAAGGGGCUCAACCACGGACUGAAGUCUGUGGCUUUAAUGCAGUUGUGUAACAAUUCUGGAGACAGAAGCAAACUACUAGACUUGCUAACUACUAGAAAACACAAACUGCACACUUGUUUUGGGAAGACAGUGUUCAUAAGAAGCCAAGUCUGAGGUCUGUGAAGAAUGUAGAAAUUGUUACAGGGGCUAGGACGAUGUUAACCCCAAUGCGAAAUACUAUCUCAGAGAGUUUCCUCAGUGAUCUGCACAAGGAGCAGAAAUUUGAUUCUGCUUAGGACUUACCACAAGACACAAAGCACAAUGUAAAAAAUUUUGAUUUCACAUUUUCCAGUAAUGUAGAGUGAUAUUAGUUAUACUUGCAUACUUUUUGAGGCCCCUCAAUAAAUAUAUCAGUAUUUGCAAAGUAUUAUUAUUAAGACACUCUUGGGUUUGUAUUUUGGUAUUUCCUAAGGAUCCUGCUUGGGAGUAGACCCAAAAGGCUCCUGCCCUAGAGAACUUGGCAUGCAGGCUUUGGGCAAUGUCAAGCAGAAAAAUCAAGUGAAAACAGAGAAGAAGGGAGUAGGGCAACAGAGAAAGAGUUGGGCAGAUUUGGUCGGGCUAACAGUAUUCACUGCUGACCUCUAUGUGGUCUAGACAAGCCAAGUGGGAGUGAUUUGGAGGAAUGAUAAAGACUGUUUCCAUUCUCUUAUUACACUGACAAUAGUGUAAAUGCUUAUUUUUGGAGUGAGAAGAGGUGGAUGGGAUAGAGAUAAUAGUGUUUUGUUUGUGGACCCUGAGCUGCCUUCACUGAGGGAUGUAGGGGAUUUAUGUGAAAAUGAGAUCUUCAGUAUGUACAUGUACUCCUAAACCUUUGGAACAUUUGUACUUAGCACUAUUUUUUAAAACAAACUUAGUAAUGCCUUUCAAAACCAUGGUAAUCCUCCCUUAUUAUUAGCUGUCUGUCAGAAGAUACCAAUCUGACAUAAACUCCUAGAUAAAAUGGAGCCGUAUUUCCUCCUAGUACUAAUGAGGAGAAAUCAAUGGAGAAUCAUUUUGGAAGAUCUGUCAGUUUGCUGGGAAACCAUCAAGGCUUAGCCCACUCUCAUCAUUGUCUUGCAUUCAACUAAUGCUAGUUAUGAGGAGACAUCUCUUUGACACUGACACUUAAUUCAUGCACCUGUAGUGGAGGAUCUCCAUUACCUUCUCAGUGAACUUGAGGACACAAUUGGAGUGCUAGGUGCCAUGGCAAUGUCUCAAGAUUCAUGAGAAUGAAAUACCUUGUUGUUCAUCAAAUAUCCUGCAAUCAAGCAUAACAGAAUGAAGACAACACGGUUGCCAGGUUAACACGCAGAUGAAAAAGUACAAAGAAAUAAGGCACACGUGUGGUGUCCUUCAGAUCAGCUCCAGGACAUCUGCCUCUUUCUAUUAGGCAACUAAAGAGCCAUUGAAAUGCGAUCCUUAGGCAAAAGCCAUUUUCUGGCUUAAGCUUUUACUGAAGAGGAUUUAUGCUCUGUAUAUAUGCAUGUCUUUAUAUUUCCAAAUCCUUCUCAAGGUUCAGUUCUUCUCUACCAGAGUUUCCUGUGAUUUGUAAUCACAGAUCAGUUUUAACAUUCUCCUCCAGUGCUAAUGAUUGCCCCUACUUCAGAAAUGCCAUCUGACAUACUGGGCACAUCCACUUCUUGGUGAAACAGCUGACAGAAAAGUUAGUAACUUUCCUGAUACUUAACUGAGGGGUUAAACUUCUUAGCCACAUAAUUUUUUCAUAUGCUGUUGUCAAUGUAUUAGCUAACACCAUAAAAUGUCAAAUGUAUUAUACUACACAUAUGAAUAAAGACAGUGCACAUGGUUUUUUAAAAGCUCUGGACUGAGCCUACCCUCUAUGAGAAUCAGCUACUAUAAAUUGAGAUUGGAUUUGCCACGAACCUCAGCUUGGAGAAAUGCUGUGACUGCACUCAUGAAGCUGUACCCUGAAGACUGUGAAACCAUACAGAAUUUGACCACACUUGAGGUUUUACAGAAUACCAGAGGACUUCACAUGAGGAAGGUUGAAAGCUAAAUGGCAUUAACUCCAAAGUUGUUCGAAUGCCAGCAAAACAGACAUUCAGAUGUAGUUCAAUGAGCUACUCAAUAUCUGUAAAGGGGCAAGUAUUUUUGCAUAGAAUGGUAUCACAACACAUUCAUUUAAUCUGUAUAGCCGGUCCUCACAGCCCAUGUUGUGGUAAGGGGAGACAAGGGAAAUUAAGGGUAUGCGUCCUUAUAUUAAUACCAGAUGUUCUCCUUAUUGCUCUAUAUCCUGAAUUGGCUGACUUUAAUCAGGGCUUGGAAAUGCGUGCUUUCUCUUUACAGUCCCUAGAGCAAAGGAGCUGCUAAUAUGACUUUUAUAGACUGUAGUUGUGUUGAUCUGUCUGAUCAUGCAUAUGUCGAUUUAUAAGUGAAUUCACAUGAUAGUUGGUUUGAGGUAAUGGGUCAUUUCAGUGAUUCACAUUGCAUUUUUUGUUCCAUUUUUGCACUUAAUAAAACUUUAUUUCCCCCUUUCUA
Molecule: messenger RNA, 4918 nt
Organism: Chroicocephalus ridibundus (black-headed gull)
Lineage: Eukaryota; Metazoa; Chordata; Aves; Charadriiformes; Laridae
Gene: IL18R1
Product: interleukin 18 receptor 1
Exons: 13
Coding region: 760-2451 (563 amino acids)
Biological process (GO): positive regulation of type II interferon production; interleukin-18-mediated signaling pathway
Molecular function (GO): interleukin-18 receptor activity; interleukin-1 receptor activity; interleukin-18 binding
Source: RefSeq, a predicted model, not a curated record